AUGAAGUCGUUAUCCAACCAUGGACAACCGUCAUCCGGUGCUUCAAGCACAGUCGGCCCUAUUUCCGGCCCGGCUUUGAGCCAUGCCAGCAUAUUUAACGCCUCGACGAGUGGCUCAAACAAUCCAACCACGUCAAGCCAAACGGACGAACAACCCUACCAGCUGCUUGCCUAUUUGGCCCAGCCGGCGGAUGAAGAAGGCUCCGUGUACGGGCGUCUCGGCGGUUGUAUCGCCGUGGUGCACACAAACUACGCGGGUCUGGAGUUGGAACACCAGCGACGUUGA
Chaetomium globosum CBS 148.51 is the source of this 285-nucleotide messenger RNA. RefSeq lists its product as uncharacterized. Bases 1 to 285 code for a protein of 94 amino acids. The transcript has 2 exons. The record is from RefSeq and is a predicted model, not a curated record. Lineage: Eukaryota; Fungi; Ascomycota; Sordariomycetes; Sordariales; Chaetomiaceae.